This is a messenger RNA of Stylophora pistillata, 2882 nucleotides long. Its product is annotated as gamma-aminobutyric acid receptor subunit rho-2. Gene Ontology annotation, biological process: monoatomic ion transmembrane transport. The record is from RefSeq and is a predicted model, not a curated record. Gene Ontology annotation, molecular function: transmembrane signaling receptor activity; extracellular ligand-gated monoatomic ion channel activity. NCBI's taxonomy places the organism in Eukaryota, Metazoa, Cnidaria, Anthozoa, Scleractinia, Pocilloporidae. Gene Ontology annotation, cellular component: membrane.
UUUUAUUCCCCGAAUAUUUUUUUUUGGAAAUAACGAAAUCGAAUCGCAGCAGCUUUCACUUUUCCAUAAUAUCCAAAUCUUCGGAUCGCAUAUUUUUACUUUUGGCACCUUCAAAUGGCGAAACGAAAUCCUUUCAGCAUCUCAGACUGAAGAAGCAAACUCGGCUGUCUUCGGAAGAACACGAAGUAAAUGGUGUAGGAAAGCAACAUUUUAAUUCAUCCGUCUUCUACAUCCUCUUGGUCCUCGCGCGCUGUCACCGCCUCGUAUUUAUAAGCAAAAUAAAAAAACCGGAACCAGAAUGUUCUUUUUCCGAGAGGUGACGGCAUCACAACGACCUCAUGCCUGACUUGAGGAGUGCAAUAAUCGCAGUGCUGGUUUUUAGUCAAUGCUCUAGUUUGGCCUUCAACGAGAAAGGAGACCUUGAGCACAAUGAUUUAAUAGAAAACUUCACAAAGUUUUUGAAUGACGAGGAAAACAGACGCCAUUUAAAACUACUGCGACCGAUGUCAGGAGGUGAAGCAGUGCAAGUUAAAGUUGGCAUUCACAUUGUGUAUAUUGGAAAAUUUAGAGAGUCAGAUAUGGAAUACACAAUGGAGAUGUAUUUCCGGCAAUACUGGAAAGACGACAGAUUAGCAUUCCCUAAUCUCAACCAGCCGGUAACUUUCAGUGGUGAACUCCCCAACGUCUUAUGGCAACCAGACACAUACUUUGAAAAUGGCUUCGACGGUAGACUACACCAUUUAACAGUUUUGAAUAAGUUCCUGCGUCUUAAUCCUGACGGGCGUGUGUUGGUCAGUACCAGAUUAACCUUAACCUGUUCCUGUGAGAUGGACUUCAGGAAGUUCCCAAUGGAUACACAGAUUUGCAACCUCUAUUUCGCAAGUUAUGGUUUCACAACAAGGGAUCUGAUUUACAGCUGGAAUGAUGAGUUUGUUUCAUAUGGAAACGCUAAAGAAAACGAACAGUUUUCCCUCAAAACAUUUCGCUAUCUAAACGGAACAAGAUCCUACGCCACGGGUCACUUCUCGUACCUUGGUGUUCGCUUCAUUUUCGUUCGACGCUUAAGCUUUUUCUUGGCAAAAGUCUACGUUCCCGCGAUGUUGGUAGUAAUUGUUUCCUGGCUGUCUUUUUUCGUUGACAAGAACUCGGUUCCCGCUCGAAUAUCCCUUGGAAUUACAACAGUUCUCACGAUGACCACGCUUAUCAUGGGUCUCGGGCAAGACUCUUUACCGGUAGUGUCUUAUAUGAGGGCAUUGGACUGGUACCUAAUUGUCUGUUACUUGUUGGUUUCUGGUUCUUUCGCCGAAUAUGCUGUGGUCAACUACACAAGCAGGUUUCGUUCAAAUCGAAGGAAUAAAUUUCGAUAUCCAGAGGAAAUAUCCUCUCCUGAAAGAACAUCAAGUGAAGCGUUUCCUAAUUUGCGACCGGCUGCCGAUGUUGAAAACAAAGCCUCCAUUUCAUGGGCGCAGGAGGAUUUGACUGUUACGGAGAAUGAAAGCAGCACUUUAGAUAAAUGGUCUCGUUAUAUCUUCCUACCAACGUUUAUCAUUCUAAAUGUCGUAUUCUGGGUAUAUUACUUGGUUCUAGAUGACAACAAUUUCUAACAAUUCAGUGAAACAGAAACAACAAAACAAGGUUCGACCCGGCAGUCAUAAAUCUGAAAUUUGAUACUUCGGCCAGAGAAUUAAAGGCUGAAUCAGUGGUAACUGGGUGGAAGGGUGUUACAGUUACCUAACUGUGUGAUAGUUGUCACUGAAAAGAGAAGACAACUGAGCCUAGUACUCUCUAAACAGAUGAUUUAAGUAAUAUUGGGUUUUCUCGCUACAUUUCCUUAUUCUUUUUUAUUUGUUGACAAAUUUGUAAGGUAAUGUAAUGUUGCAAUUCUUGUGUAAUUAUUGAUUGAUUACUUGUAAAUCGUAGUUAAUGAUUUGUGGUAGAAAAAAAUAGUAAUAAUAGUAUGCACACUAAGGCUUUUCGGAGCAAUAAGGUGACACCAUGGCUUAGCUGAAUCCCCGUCCCCAUAAUGGUGGGCUUUGCCCACCGAAAAAAUUUAUCUGAGAUUCGCCUGGUAGUUAUGCACCUUAUUCAUGAAUGGCGGACGAGCGGUUGAGACCUUAACCAAGUUCACAACUGAAAACGAGAUUUAGGAGGCAUCGGUCGACCUGACGACGCUGUAGGCUUUGUUCGAAAGGUUGUGGAUUGUGGAAAUGUCGAUAGUUUUAUUAUUUUUUUUAUCUUAUUUAUUCUUAUUUAUUUCAUUUAUUUAUUUUAUUUUUGAUCUUACAUAGCGUGGAUAUCUUGUGGAAUGUUCUGUUGUAAAAAUGGCGUCGAGUUUUGCAGUUAAUUUGAGUGAAGAAGACAUUCCCGGGGGGUCUUUAAAGGGAAGAAACCCAUUUAUUUAUUUAUUACAAUUUAAUGGCAAUUAACAAAAUAAAAUAAGUACUUGUAACAAAGGAAAUGCCGUAAGGAUGGUCUGUAAAAGAGUCCAAGACCCCAUCCUCAGAUAGACCACCUAACUAAAUAUGUAGUUUGAAAAUAUAUUUAAUAUAUAAUUAAUCUAAUUAAUUAAAAUCUGAUAUAAAAAUUCUAAAAUAUGUGACUAUGAGUUUUCGGUAAUUUUACCAGUGUAGUUGGGAUUCAUUCAGUAAGAAGUUCCUCACACCACGCUUAAAACUUGAUACUAGACGCUGAUCUAAUUUAAAAUGGGAGUGAAUUCUACCUAUCAACAAUACGAUUAAGAAAACUAAACCUAAAAGUGUUUGUACGGGAGUAAUUCUUCUUUAAAGUAAGUCCAUCUCUCUCUCUGAAAGGGUAUCGAGCAGUAUCAGAGUAAAACUGAACAGUUGAAGAGAUAUCAAUGUCAACAUAACCAUUCAAAACUU